Cicer arietinum (chickpea) is the source of this 1097-nucleotide messenger RNA. RefSeq names its product stem 28 kDa glycoprotein-like. The record is from RefSeq and is a predicted model, not a curated record. Gene Ontology annotation, molecular function: acid phosphatase activity. NCBI's taxonomy places the organism in Eukaryota, Viridiplantae, Streptophyta, Magnoliopsida, Fabales, Fabaceae.
CUAUUAGCAAUCAAAGUUGUUUGUAAUAGCAAAAAAACAUUCUUAAGAAUGAAAAUACUAAUUUUCUUUGUUGUAAUAUUCUUAGCAACAUGUGAUGGGAAUGUUCUCAAGCAUGAACAUGGAUCAACCAAUCAAAUUUUCCCUCUUCAAAUGAAAUCUGGGCCAGGUGGUCAUUACAUUCCCGAUUUAUCAUGUGCUAGUUGGAGAGUUGGUGUUGAAGCACACAACAUCAUUAAUUGGAAAACUAUUCCAAAAGAAUGUGAAAAAUAUGUUGGAAACUAUAUGUUAGGUGCUCAAUAUAGAGCUGAUUCUAAAUAUGUUAACCGUGAAGGUUAUUACUAUGCUAAGACUCUCAAUAUAAGUGGAGAUGGUAAAGACAUUUGGGUCUUUGAUAUUGAUGAAACUACACUAUCUAAUCUUCCUUAUUAUGCUAAACAUGGAUUUGGGGUGGAACCAUACAACGAGGUAGCGUUUAAUGAAUGGGUUGAGGUUGGGGCAGCACCAGCACUACCAGAAUCUCAAAAACUAUACAACAAAUUAUUGUCUCUUGGUAUCAAGAUUGUGUUCUUAACAGGAAGACCACUCAAACAAAAGAACUCAACAGCUACAAACUUGAAGAAUGCUGGAUACCACACUUGGGAAAAGUUGAUUUUAAAGGAUACAACAAAAUAUCAUGGUAAAACAGCAGUUACAUACAAAUCAAGUGAGAGAAAGAAGUUGGAGAAAGAAGGAUACAGAAUAGUUGGAAACAUUGGUGAUCAAUGGAGUGAUAUUCUUGGAACCAACAUUGGCCAGAGGACUUUUAAGCUCCCUGAUCCCUUGUAUUACAUUAGUUAAUAUAUUUCUCUAUGCUUUUAUUAUUAGCUACUUACCAAAUGGGUUUAAUUCAUAUUAUAUUAUGUAAUCCAUUUCUAAGCUAGCUAACUUCUAUGUUUUCUAAUAAAAUUAACUAAGUCACAUAUAAGAGAUUUAGCUUUAAGCUUUCUCUUUAUUUUGUGGUUUAAGUUAUAAAUUAAUUGUGUGUUCUUAAUUAUUCUGUUUAGCAAGAUUUUUUGUUUCUUUUUUGUAUUACAAAUUAAUAAAAUUGUGUUUGAAUG